AUGGGGGACGCUGCUCCUCAAUCGCCGAGCGAUAACUCAACAGGCUUCUCCGACAAUAACGCCCCUGCACCUGUCCCAGCCGACGUCCACAGCCACACGGAUCACCACCAAAAUGUCCCUGUUCACACAAAAGACGAGCAGGCUCUGCCCCGCAUGAAACCGAUUACUCCUCGACCUACCUUUAUGGAGCACCUCGCCAGCUCUCGCGAUAUGCAGUUUCACCUAGACCGACAGGACUCGAGUGAACUGGAUCGGUACUUUCACGGACCCCGCGACAUGGAUAAGCACUCUAAGUGGCCCAUUAUCUUACGUAUGCAUGGAAGUGUCAUGCCAAAGAUGAUUCUACCCAUGGUACUCGUCGCCCUUUGGGCGACUCUCAUUACUUGCAUUUCGAAAUUUGUUCACGACCUCGGUAUCAAUGACAUCCUACUUACCGUGCUGGGUUUCGUGGUGGGUUUGUCAUUGUCAUUCCGCAGUUCGACUGCCUACGAGCGCUGGAUCGAUGGUCGCAAAUACUGGUCCCAACUUAUUCAGACAUCUCGCAAUCUGGCUCGCACCAUCUGGAUUAACACCGGCGAGCGGGAAGGCGAGCUAGGAAAGAAGGAUCUUCUGCGCAAGCUAUCGGCUAUGAACCUCCUUCUUGCUUUCGCCAUCUCUCUCAAGCAUAAGCUCCGCUUCGAGCCUGAUAUUGCCUACGAGGAUCUUGUUGGUCUGGUCGGAUACCUCGAUACAUUCGCCCGUGACGCGCACGACCAUAAUGUUGUUGCGCCGAAGCCGAAGUCGACUUGGAAGGCUGCGGGCGAGUAUCUGGGUGUCUCCUGGGCGGAGUCUAACCCGCGGAAGUUGAUCAAGCGAUCCAAGAAGCCGCUCGGUCAUUUGCCGUUGGAGAUUCUGCAUCAUUUGUCUGUUUACAUUGAUUCCAUCGUUGAUAACGGCACUAUGCGGUCUACAUUGCACCAGGGUCAGGCUAUUACUAUGAUGACCCAGCUGAAUGAGGUCGUCACUGGUACUGAGCGGGUGCUGGACACUCCUCUCCCCUCUGCGUACGCCAUUGCCAUUAACCAGAUCUCAUGGAUUUAUGUCCUUGUCCUUCCGUUCCAGCUGUACAACUUCUUGCAAUGGAUUACCAUCCCUGCCUCCGUUGUGGCCGCAUACAUUAUCAUCGGUCUCGCAACUAUCGGCAGUGAAAUCGAGAACCCCUUCGGUCAGGACGUCAACGAUCUCCCACUAGACACGUACUGUCGCCAGAUCGCUCUGGAGCUUGAUAUCAUCACUGCUACGCCCCCGCCUAGAGUGGAUGAUUUCAUGGAGCGCGAAGAUAACCUUGUCAUGUUCCCACUCAGCCAGAGCGGAUUCUCCGAGUGGCAGGAGCGGAGCGUGGAAGAUAUCCGCGCUGCAUUGGCUGCCAAGGUGGUUGCAAACGUGAACUCGUCGCCAGCUCCUUCAGACUCUUCUACUAUUACUAGAAAUGCGUCGUUGAUUAGUGCCAAGCAGUCUGUUUAG
Molecule: messenger RNA, 1503 nt
Organism: Penicillium odoratum
Lineage: Eukaryota; Fungi; Ascomycota; Eurotiomycetes; Eurotiales; Aspergillaceae
Product: bestrophin family protein
Exons: 6
Coding region: 1-1503 (500 amino acids)
Molecular function (GO): chloride channel activity
Source: RefSeq, a predicted model, not a curated record